AUGGGAAUUGAUUUGAAAUCAGUUUUCAGCCAAAUUGACGCCGAUUACGAUAAUCUUAAAAGUAUUCUCAAAGAGGCUGUCGCGAUUCAAAGCGUUUCCGGUGAUCCAUCAAGACGUGAUGAUACAAUUCGUAUGGUUCAUUGGAUGAAAGAGCGUCUGGAAAGGGUCGGAGCUACAUGCAAGUUGGCGGACUUGGGAAGCCAAAAGUUGGAGGGAAAGACUAUUCCACUACCACCGGUUAUAUUGGGAGCGUUGGGUAGCGAUAAGAAAAAGAAGACACUUCUGGUCUAUGGUCAUCUAGAUGUUCAGCCAGCCUCAAAGUCAGAUGGUUGGGACACUGAGCCGUUUGAGCUUGUUGAAAAAGAUGGCAAAAUGUACGGAAGAGGCUCGUCUGAUGACAAGGGACCAGUUCUUUGCUGGCUACACGCCAUUCAGGCUGCCCAAAAAAACAACAUUGAACUUCCGGUGAAUAUCAAGUUUUGUUUCGAGGCUAUGGAAGAGUCGGGAUCUGUCGGACUGGAGGAGCUAUUGAUUCGUGAGAAGGAUGGAUUUUUGGCUGAUGUAGACUUUGUCUGUAUCUCUGACAGUUACUGGCUUGGCACCAAAAAGCCCUGCCUCACAUAUGGUCUCAGAGGAAUCUGCUCAUUUUUCGUCGAAGUGACUGGAAUUAAACAAGAUCUUCAUUCUGGAGUAUUUGGAGGAGUUGUCCAUGAGCCCCUUCAGGAUUUAAUGUGGAUUAUGUCGCAGUUGACGACUGUUGAUAAUCGCAUUAACAUUCCAGGAAUAAAUGAUCAAGUGGCGCCAUUGGGAAAAGAUGAAGAAAAGACCUAUGACGACAUCGAAUUUGACGUCGCUGAGUUCCGUGAUAGUGUUGGAGCAUCGAAACUUCCAACGGAAGAUAAGAAGACGUUGCUAUUGAGAAGAUGGCGGGAACCAUCGUUGGCAUUCCAUGGCAUUGAAGGUGCAUUUUAUGGACCCGGUGAGAAAACCGUCAUACCUUCAAAGGUUAUCGGGAAGUUCUCAAUCAGAAUUGUGCCAAAUAUGGAGCCAGAGCAUGUUAACAAGAUAACCAUUGAUUAUUUGAAUGAUCUUUGGAAGAAAAGAGGAUCUCCAAAUACUUUCAAUCCUCGUCCUGGUCACAGCGCGAAACCCUGGGUGGCCGAUGUGAAUGAUCCGAACUUUUUGGCUGGUGCCCGUGCCAUGAAAUAUGUGCAUGGAGUCGAGCCUGACAGAAUUCGCGAGGGCUGCAGCAUCCCGAUAACACUGACAUUCCAAGAACUCACUGGCAAAAGUGUGCUUCUCCUUCCACUCGGUGCUGCUGAUGACAUGGCCCACUCACAGAACGAGAAAAAUAACAAGUGGAACUACUUGGAAGGAGUCAAGACUCUUCUUUCCUACAUCAUCGAGCUAGGAAAUGCUUGA
Caenorhabditis bovis is the source of this 1422-nucleotide messenger RNA. NCBI's taxonomy places the organism in Eukaryota, Metazoa, Nematoda, Chromadorea, Rhabditida, Rhabditidae. The record is from the annotation of a GenBank genome assembly.